Messenger RNA from Pteropus alecto (black flying fox), 3225 nucleotides. It is a transcript of the gene AMIGO3, whose product is annotated as adhesion molecule with Ig like domain 3. NCBI's taxonomy places the organism in Eukaryota, Metazoa, Chordata, Mammalia, Chiroptera, Pteropodidae. Gene Ontology annotation, biological process: brain development. The record is from RefSeq and is a predicted model, not a curated record. Gene Ontology annotation, molecular function: protein binding. The transcript has a single exon. The coding region runs from base 694 to 2229 and encodes 511 amino acids.
UCUGUCCUAGGUGGGAGAGGGUAUGAGAGUAGUCAAAGAGGCUGGGGACUGUCUGAAACUCUUCUGUCAGAGGGGUGGAGGCGGUGCGACAAUCCAGCCCACUUGCGUCGUUGCCUCCUUCAGCCCACCCACAUCCCUGUUUCUCCCCACCCCUCCAAAAAGUUCUAGAUCCCAGUGAAUGACCCACACAGCCCGGGUACCAGGUUAAGAAAGCUCAGAGGAGCUAUCAGGAGACAGUGAAAGUUCACCUGCCCCUUAUUAUACAUUAACUCUUCAAAGAAAAUACGUAAUUAGGAGCUUAAAGGCGUAUUCCUCAGGCUUCCUCUGCCGCAGAAAGCCAAGUGCAGGGCUGGGCAUUGGGGCCGGACUCGCGCUCCCUCUGGCGGCCACGUGGGGCCCUCGAUGGCCGAAGUCGCGGCUGCUCCGCCCCCUCCAACAGGAGCCAAUAGGAGCCCAAGGCUCCGCCCCUGGGUAAUCACCUCCCCAAGAGUAUUUAACUGAGUGACCAAGAAAACACUCGGAGAGCUAAGAAAGCCUGAGAAGGUAGUGCUGAGUGGAGAGCGGCCCCAACUCACAACCUGCAACCGAGAAGUGGGAGCGGCUAGCAGCAAGUCAAGCCAGAGCAGAAGGGGGUGAGUCCCGGAGCAGUGCCCCGCGCAGAACUGCCCGGUCUCACCCUGGGUCGUUGCCGCCAUGUCCUGGCUAGUACUACUGGGCGCACUGCUGUGCACGCUGCGAGUCGGAUUAGGCACCCUGGACUCCGAGGACUUCCUGCCCACCGCGCCGCGUAACUGCCCCUACAAAUGCGUCUGCGCUGCCGACCUCCUGAGCUGCGCAGGCCUUGGGCUGCAGGACGUGCCAGCCGCGUUACCUUUCUCUGCGGCAGACCUCGAUCUGAGCCACAACGCGCUCCAGCGCCUGCGCCCCGGGUGGCUAACGCCCCUCUCCCAGCUGCGCGCCCUGCGCCUAGGUCACAACGAGCUGGAGGCGCUGGGUCGCGGAGUCUUCACCAAUGCCAGCGGCCUGCGGCUGCUCGAUUUAUCAUCGAACGCGCUGCGUGCGCUUGGCCGCCACGACCUCGCCGGGCUGGAGGCGCUCGAGAUGCUGCUGCUGUUCAAUAACCGCCUGGCGCACUUGGACCAGCAUGCCUUCCAGGGCCUGGGCGCGCUCCGCUGGCUCUACCUGGGCUGCAACGAACUCACGUCUUUCUCUUUCGACCACCUGCACGGGCUGGGCGUGACCCACCUCCGCACCCUGGAUCUCUCCUCCAACCGCCUGGGACGUAUCUGGGUACCUGACCUGGCUUCGCUGCCCGCCUUUCUCAAGAACGGCCUUUACUUGCACAACAAUCCGUUGCCCUGUGACUGCCACCUCUACCACCUGCUGCAGCGCUGGCACCAGCGGGGACUAAGCGCUGUGAGUGACUUUGCCCGUGAGUACAUGUGUCUGGCUUUCAAAGUACCCACGUCCCGCGUGCGCUUCUUUGAGCACAGCCGAGUUUUUGAGAACUGCUCGGCUGCCCUGGCUCGGGGCCUAGAGCGGCCUGAAGAGCAGCUGCAAGUGCAGGUGGGUCGGUCCCUGAGGCUACAAUGCAACACCAGCGCCCCGGCAGCUCACGUUGCCUGGGUCUCCCCGCAGCAUGAGCUGCUGGUGGCGCCAGGAUCCCGCAAUGGCAGCAUCGCAGUGCUGGCUGAUGGCAGCUUGGUCAUCCGCAACGUGCAGCCAUGGCAUGAGGGUGUCUUUGUGUGCCUGGCCACUGGGCCCCGCCUACGUCACAGCCAGACUCACGAGUACAACGUGAGUGUGCACUUCACACACCCUGAGCCUGAGGCGUUCAACACCGGCUACACCACGCUGCUGGGCUGCGCCGUGGGCCUGGUGCUGGUGCUGCUCUACUUGUUCGCACCGCCCUGUCCUGGCUGCCGCCGCUGCUACCAGCGCACCUGCCGCUGCUGCCGCUGCUGCCGCUGGCCCCGAGCACCCAGCCCACUCCAGGAGCUGAGCGCACAGUCCUCCAUGCUCAGCACCACACCACCCGAUGUGCCCAGCCGCAAGGCCAGUGUCCACAAGCAUGUGGUCUUUCUGGAACCCGGCAGGAGGAGCCUCAACGGUCGUGUGCAGCUGGCAGUAGCUGAGGACUUUGAUCUCUACAACCCUGUGAGCCUGCGGUUCAAGGCCGGCUCCGAGUCCUCUAGCUCCACGGGCUCUGAGGGGCUGGUGAUGACCUAGGCUGCCCAGGGCCCCCACCGCCUGCCUGCUGCUUGCCCUGCUCCCUGCUGUCACGCAGAGUACUGCCAGGUGCUGGUAGGAAGCACUGGGCUUGGUCCUCCAGCCUCCUGUGUGGGGCUCCACUUACCCCACAGUGGCCUCAUUCACUGGUAGAAUUGGGGUCCCUGACCUCUGCCUCAGCACAGGGCCUGCCUGUGCUCCCUUUCCUUGGGACCGCUUGGUGCCCAAAUGUCGCGUGAGGAUUGGAACCGAGGCCUAUCAGGAAGAGCCCUUGCAUUACAGUCCAGGUCCACCCCGAGGGGCCAAGGCAGCUAUGAAGGAGUGCUGGUGAGGAAUCGAAGCGUAACCUCCUUCCUCUUCCCAAGGGGAUAGGAAGGGGGAGGGCUCCGAAGGAAGACCUGGCCCCGCCCCCAGGGGGAAGGCGGAAACAAGCCCUUCUCUGAUGAACUGGGACUCUCCACGCACCAGCGUCUACCCUACUUCCAGUCUACUUCAGCUUCACGACUCCAUUCAGAGUCUGGUGGGCAGGUAUGAGGCAGACGAGGCUCCUUAAAAGACCUGCAGGUGGCCUGGCCUGGGCCCUUGCCAGAACAGCCCUGCUCCUUCUGUGGCUGGAGCAUCUGCAGGGUACUCUGAGGGCAGCGCGCCUCUCCCAUGGGCUCCUGGGAGAGUAGGAAGGGCGCCAUGGCCCUGUGCUCCCAGCUUUUCAGCAGUAAAGAGCCUGCUGAGCAUGGCCGUGAUGGAAGGGCGAAGCUGAGACUCACUGUCCCUUGAGGAUAGAAGCCUCUUAAGGGUUGGCACUGGUCUCUGCCUAAUGGCAGUGCCCUGGCUUCAGAUCGGUUUCCCCCGUCCCACUGCAGGGAGGCAGGGAAGGGGGGCUGGGAACCACUCCUGUGUGGGGGCUGAGCUGGCACUCUCACGAGUGUCUGGGAUCCAGUUGUCAUGGAGUUUCUCAAUAAAGGUAGGACAUGCUCAUUGCUGGAGCCUUUGCAGACA